This is a messenger RNA of Pyrus x bretschneideri (Chinese white pear), 990 nucleotides long. RefSeq lists its product as uncharacterized. Bases 1 to 990 code for a protein of 329 amino acids. The record is from RefSeq and is a predicted model, not a curated record. The transcript has 4 exons. NCBI's taxonomy places the organism in Eukaryota, Viridiplantae, Streptophyta, Magnoliopsida, Rosales, Rosaceae.
AUGACCUACAUGAACAAGUUUACUGCAACAUGUCACAUUACCAAGUCACCAACGCUGCAAAGCCCCAACAAAACCCCUCAAAGACUUCUUCAACCUCCAAACACCCUCAAACCCAUCGCCCAUGGCUCCCUUCAGAACCCUCUUUUCAUUUCCCUAACAACCCACAAACCCUUCUCACGCUUCUCCAUCGCCUACAGAUUCUUCACAUCCACACACCAAACCGAAAACCAAACCAGACCCAGAAAGCCUCUGGACCUCCUCUUCAAAGAGGCCGUCGAGCUCUCCCCAAAACCCGAAAACUCCGACAGCGAAGCUGAAACCAAAGACAACCAGUUGAAGAAGAGCUUGAGGGAUUUGGAGGAGGAGGUCAGGAGCUUGAGAGCCGAAAACAAAGUGAAGAACAGAGAACCCAAAUCGGAUUCUGAGGGCGAAGUCAGUUUAUACGCAGUGUUCACGAACAAGAAGCCAGCGGAUGGCGGCGGUAGGAAGCGGAAAGAGGUUACGAGAGAGAGGUCGAAUGUGUUGAAGGAUUUGUCGCAGGAUAUGGAAGUGGUGGCGAGCCAUUUGUUCAAAGAAGGGUACUUUAAAGAUGCCAAUUUCUUGUUUGUGAAUGGUGAUAGGUUGGAUUUUAGCAGCUUCAACAACAGCUACGGCUGCAGUUUCAUAAGGUUUACGGUCGAAAGUUUUGCCAGAGACAACCAGGCAAUUGCAAAAUGGUUGUCAGGCUCGGACUUGAAAAAGGUGGCCCUCCUUGGUUGCCCUUCCCCUGCAAGAAAGAGUGACAUUCCAGAAGACAAAUCGUGCAAGCUUGCAAAUCAGAAUGUGUGGAACGGAGGCGCCAAGAAUUUGUAUCUUAGAGAUGUUAUGAAUACUAUCACAUUACAUGCCCUGGAUACUGUGCCUCCAGAGCUGGUUGUCCCCGACGAAGUUAAGUCUUCUGUUAGUCGACUGCUAAAGGAGGUUUUGAAGCCAAGUCAAGCUACUUUGUGA